CGUCGCGUAUAAUUCGCAAAUGCCACUGCCCCUAAGUCUCCGCAGUGGAACGUAAGGUGUUGAAGUCUCGCACGAUAAUAUCGGAAAUCUCGAUCGACCGACGACUAAGACGACAUCGAUCGUGAUUGACGGUUGGCGGAUGUUGUGCGUACAAUAAAUCGUGUAUAGUUAUCGUAUAGAUCGUAUAGGUGCAUCGCACUUGAACACACGCACACCGGCGUUAUUUUGUGCAUAUAUAUAUAUAUAUAUAUAGAUACAACGAAUGUUAAAUUAUAUAUUAUAUCGAAUGAUACUGUCGUCGUUGUUGUAAUUUUAAGCGUGCGAUUUCGCAGUAUCACGUGUAUUUAUCUCGCGAACGACCGUAAUAACACCAUUAACAAAAAUCAUAAUAUAGUGUACAAAGAUUGACGACGGUGCGAUUUUCAUUUUCUUCGUUGAUCGAUUUCCUCAUCAGCUCGGUGUGGAUCGUGGUAAACUGUUUAAUCCAUGAUCGUACCCCAUCGAUCGCACGAGGCCCGUGGACACGCGAAAAUACAUUUUACUUUACUUUUUUUAUUCUCAUGGUAUUUCCACACAGCCACCGGACGACGGACAAAUGACCAUCUGGUAUACCGGAAAACUCCACCAUUGACCCAAUAGCAACGUAUUAGACGCUUUAACGUACUACGAUAUAGAUACAGCUGUUUCGGCUAAGGGGACUAUGUCUACGGCGUUCCCGGGAGCGACGGCCACUUCAAUGGCUGCGGCGGCAGUGGCCGCGGUCAGCGACAACGGAGGUGACGCCAGCGUGGACCGUCAGCCACCGGACGUGGUGGCCGCGGGCAGUGUCACGGGAAACGUCAGGCACGUGAGCGUACCGCAAAUGGACUCACGUCCGCGUCGCCAGGAAAUUAUGAACAGGCCGUCCAAUAAGGAUCUGAUGUCGUACCAGCAGCGACAGCAGCAUGGCCGGUCAAACAGCGUGACCACAGACAGGGGACACCGGACGUCCGAUCGUCGGUCUCCUGCGGUCUACAGCGGUGUCGGCAGUGGCGGCGGCAGUGGAAACAGUAGUGGUGUUGGUGGUGGUGGUGGCGGCGGCGGGUUGAAGAGCAAAUUGCGUAACUCGUUCAGGUCUACCGCCAAGAGGAUCCGGCAGCAGCAGUCGACCAUCGAUGCGCUGGCCAAGAACAGCCAAAUGCUCGGACUACACAGCCUCCAGGAAAACCCCAGAACCAUGGCUGCGCAAAGGACCGUCGGUCGGGAGGUUACUGGUCAGACAUCAAAAAGACAUCAAAAUCAACCGGGUGCGACGGUGUUGUACUCUUCAUCGGGAAGCGACAAUAGCCUUGGAAGAGAGAGAUCGCCGACUAUUAGCAGUUAUCCAAAAGGAUCUCCUACACAAUGGGCAAGCACUGGCAGCCCAUUAGGCGGUUCUCAAUUUUCGUUGGCAACGCCAAGCACGUGUUGUUGUCAGCACAUGAUCAACAAUUGCAACAAAAUGAUGGAAAAUAAUAAUAAUAUGUGGCAACAAAAUUCGUUCAAACAUAAUAUGGGCAAUAAAUCAGGGCCGAAAAAUUCUAAUGGAGAGCCAUACGAAGACAGUGAUGGUCUAACGUGGAGGAGAUUGCACAUGAGCAGAGCAAAACUCAAAGCUACAGCUACCACGUCUGAAUUACUAUCUGGAUUUGCAAUGGUGGCGAUGGUUGAGCUGCAGAUCAACGAGCCGACCAUGGUGCCGGAAUGGCUGUUCAUUAUGUUCGCGGUGUGCACAACCGUGCUGGUGGCCGUGCACAUAUUCGCACUGAUGAUCAGCACGUACCUGUUGCCGAACGUGGACGCCAUCAGCAAGCUGCAGAGCACCAAACUGAUCCAGGAGUCGCCACACGAGCGCAUGCGUGGCUUCGUCGAACUGGCCUGGGCGUUCUCCACCGUGCUCGGACUGUUCCUUUUCCUGGUCGAGGUAGCCAUUCUGUGUUGGGUCAAAUUCUGGGACCAUUCGUUCCGGGCCGCUAUGGCCGCGACCAUAAUCGUCAUACCGGUACUGGUCAUUUUCGUGUUCUUCGUGUUCCACUUCUACCGGAACCUGGUCGUGUACAAGUGCAAGUCCACCGUGUCCGACAUCAAGGAACUGGAGGCCAUGAAGAAGAAACUGGACGCCGCUGGCAAAACGAACGUCGUCUGA
Molecule: messenger RNA, 2164 nt
Organism: Sipha flava (yellow sugarcane aphid)
Lineage: Eukaryota; Metazoa; Arthropoda; Insecta; Hemiptera; Aphididae
Gene: Orai
Exons: 6
Coding region: 701-2164 (487 amino acids)
Biological process (GO): store-operated calcium entry
Cellular component (GO): membrane
Molecular function (GO): store-operated calcium channel activity
Source: RefSeq, a predicted model, not a curated record